AUGGCCCCCGACGUUCCCGAUUGGCAAGCGCCGCUCACCGCCGUGCAGAAACAGAUCGACGAGCUCGUCGCGCUUUUCCGCAACUCCCACCCUUCAUCAUCCUCCACCAUGGAUAACCACAAUCCUCGUGGCCCGCUGGUUCGUCUGGACGUUCCGCGCUUUGACGGCGAUGAUCCUCAUUCCUGGAUCUUCAAAAUUGAGGAAUACUUCGCAUACCACAACACACCAGACACGCAGCGCCUCCAAAUCGUUGCGUUCCAUCUCGACGGCAAGGCCUCCACAUGGUUUCAAUGGCUGAAAUCACAACAUAUGCUAUCGACAUGGUCGGAUUUCUUAGCCCGCGUUCGCGCGCGCUUUGGUCCCUCGCAAUUUGAGGACCCCGAAGGCACGCUAGCCAAACUCACACAACAAGGUUCUGUUGGUGAUUACCAAUCCACCUUCGAAUCUUUAAUGGGACGCGUCACGGGUAUCUCUGAACCUCUUCUUAUAUCCUUUUAUAUAUCUGGGCUCCAGCCAUCUAUCCGUCGUGAAUUACAGAUGAAUCGACCAUCAACGUUGGACGAGACUUUCGCUCUUGCUCGGGUAUUCGAAAGCAAGUACUCAGAGGACCCGCCCAGCCACCACGGCUCCAACCGGCAGUUCAACAGGCCGGCAUAUUCGCCCUCUUCCGUGCCUCGGCCACCACCAGCUCACACGCCAACACCACCACCAUCGAGCCACCCUAUCACCACACCGCCUAUCACUGGGCCUCGUCGCGAAACCACCACGGCUGUCCCGGUCCGACGCCUUACCCCGGCAGAAACUCGCGAGAAGCGCGAGCGCGGUCUCUGUUUCCACUGUGACCAAAAGUGGAACCCCGCCCAUCGUUGCAAAUCAAAAGGCACUGUCAUGCUUUUAGAGGGAGAUGACAUCGAACCUUCGGAGGAUAUUGAACCCACCGAACCCGCUGAUCACUCUUUGGAUGAGACACUUAUCAUGGGCGAUAUCUCUAGCCUGCACUCAUUGUCCGGUGCUACUCACCCCCGAUCUCUUCGUUUAUGGGGCACCACGCUCAAUCAACGCUUUCAGGUAAUGAUCGAUAACGGUAGUACUCACAAUUUCAUUACACCUGCCCUUGCAGAGCGCCUCAAGUUGCCACUCUCACCGGUUCCCAGCUUUCGAGUCCGUAUCGGCAAUGAUGACUCUAUUAUCUGCCAGCACGUCUGCCACCACACCACUAUCAACCUCCAAGGCACCGACUUCACUCUGGAUCUCUUUGUGUUGCCCAUCAAAGGCCCCGACGUCAUUCUCGGCAUUCAGUGGCUACAAGAAUUGGGCCGUGUGCUACACGAUUAUAGUCACGGUCGCAUGGAGUUCACGUGGAAUGGUCAACAAGUUUUUCUCGAGGGCGACCCUUCGCUUUGUUCUCGCGAAAUCUCUUUAUCCUCGCUCCAGGCCCUACUCCAAUCUGAUGAGGUUGAUUCACUAUUUGAAUUAUGGAUGCUCCUGACCGACGAACCCGCUGUCCCAUCUAUUCCUCUUACUGAACUCCAGGACGUUUCUUCCUAUUUUCGUCCGCUCCUGACUCAGUUCGCCGACGUAUUUACAGCACCAACGGGACUUCCUCCACAUCGCCUCUUCGAUCAUCGUAUCCAUCUGGACCCAGGUUCCAAACCAAUCAACGUUCGCCCAUACCGCUACCCUCACUUCCAGAAGAGCGAGAUGGAACGUUUGGUCCAAGAAAUGCUCGAUCAGGGCAUUAUACGCCCCAGCCACAGCCCAUUUUCAUCCCCAGUGCUAUUGGUUCGGAAGAAGGAUGGCUCUUUCCGCUUCUGCGUUGAUUAUCGCGCCUUGAACGCGGUAACCGUUAAAGACAAAUUUCCAAUUCCCACCGUCGAUGAACUCAUUGACGAAUUGGGCACUUCAACCAUCUUCUCCAAGCUCGAUCUGCGCGCCGGGUUUCACCAAAUCCGUAUGCACAAUCAAGACAUUUUCAAGACGGCAUUCCGGACUCACGACGGCCAUUAUGAGUUUCUAGUGAUGCCAUUCGGCUUAUCUAAUGCUCCGUCUACGUUUCAGGCCACUAUGAACUACGUUCUCAAGAAAUUUUUGCGCUGUUUCGUCGUCGUCUUCUUUGACGAUAUACUUAUCUACAGUCGCUCCGAGUCCGAACAUCUUGAGCAUUUAUCCGCCGUGCUCUCCUGCCUUCGCACCAACUGUCUCUACGUCAAGCUCUCUAAGUGCUCUUUUGGGACUUCGUCUGUCGCCUACUUGGGUCAUAUCGUAAGUGCCGGCGAACUCAGAGUUGACCCGACUAAAAUUCAAGCUAUGCUCGAUUGGCCACAACCCAAAACGGCGAAACAAUUGCGGGGCUUCCUUGGAUUGACGGGAUAUUAUCGUAAAUUCAUCCAACACUACGCCUCUAUCGCUGCUCCUCUCACGGACUUGCUGCGUAAGGACGGGUUCCAUUGGUCCACCCAGGCCUCCUCCUCCUUUACUACCUUACAACAGGCCAUGAUCUCGGCUCCCGUGUUACGGCUCCCUAACUUCUCGAAACCCUUCACGAUCGAUACAGAUGCUUCGGACCUAGGGCUUGGUGCGGUUCUCCUCCAAGACAAUCUCCCGAUUGCGUAUUGA
Molecule: messenger RNA, 2616 nt
Organism: Salvia miltiorrhiza (redroot sage)
Lineage: Eukaryota; Viridiplantae; Streptophyta; Magnoliopsida; Lamiales; Lamiaceae
Exons: 1
Coding region: 1-2616 (871 amino acids)
Source: RefSeq, a predicted model, not a curated record